Hibiscus syriacus is the source of this 1041-nucleotide messenger RNA. RefSeq lists its product as uncharacterized. NCBI's taxonomy places the organism in Eukaryota, Viridiplantae, Streptophyta, Magnoliopsida, Malvales, Malvaceae. The transcript is spliced from 2 exons. The record is from RefSeq and is a predicted model, not a curated record. The coding region runs from base 151 to 996 and encodes 281 amino acids.
CCAGGACCAAGACUAGGACCGAUCAUCUUAAACAGUGAAAUCCAAUGUGGGAACGUUACGUUUCAAUACCCAUUUGAAAUAAAAGACCAACAUUAUCCCAAUGGUAGCUGGUUUAGAUUCAUCUGCAAGAAAACAACCAAUGGGGGGUCAAUGCCUUUCUUAAACAUAAAUGGCAUGGACCUGCGGAUACUAGACUUUAAUUUUUUGUCCGGCAACGUUGUGGUGAACCAUACAAUAUCUUAUUUCAAUUGUCGCAAUAGCAAGAACAAUGGAAUGAGUCUUAACCUCACAGCCACCCCCUUUUACUACUCAGAUUUCGACAACAUAAUUUGGUCUGCAGGUUGCGGUAAUUUGGUGACUGUUUUCGGCAAUGAAACGAGUAAUUUUAUAGGUGGCUGUUUGCAACCAAGCUGUAGGAAUGGCGAUGAGGCUUCCUCUGCUACUGGCUGCCCUACUAAAGUUCCUCAGGGUCUCACUUCUUUCUUUGUAAACAUGAGUGGAAGGGUUGAUUCUAGUGAUUAUAGCAGGAGAAGAUCUUGUGGAUUUGCUUCCAUAGUCGGAUCAAAUGUUUACUACGAUUUGACCUCUGAGGCACAAGGUUUUGAUUUAAGUAAUUGGACGUAUGUUCCAAUAUCUCUGCAAUGGAGCACGCCGAUAACAGGAGCGUGCCAUUUGAAGCAAGGUUUAAGCACUACUUGUAGCCGUGAUCGUGAAUAUUGCUGGCAAAGUUUGGGCUCUACUCAUCUCUGUGUAUGCAACAAGGGUUACGAUAUCGGGGAUUUUUCGAGGUUAUGCAAAGGAAAGAAUUGCGGGGCUUAUAUUUGGUGUCACAUGCUUUGUUUGAAUACUCCUGGUAAUUAUUGUUCACCACGGGACUGCCCCCUUGGAUAUGAAUACAAUACCACCGCAUUUAGUUGUGAACCCAGAAGAUUUACUUCACUAGUACCACCACAUAAUACUCGGAACUGGACAAGCAUCAUUAUAGGUAUGACUUGAAUUCAUUCAUUCAUUCUUUUCUACAUAUGGAAGCAUUACGAUUUA